UCCUUUCUUUGUCUUCUUACCUAGAAUGAACACAAAUGGAUCAGAUGACCCUGAGGAUGCAGGGUCUGGUGAAAACAGGAGAGUCAAUGGGAGUAAUUCUCCGUCACUCUCAAAUGGCGGUUUUAAACCUUCUAGGCCUCCGAGACCUUCACGACCACCUCCACCCACCCCACGUAGACCUGCAUCUGUCAAUGGUUCACCAUCUGCCACUUCUGAAAGUGAUGGAUCUAGUACAGGCUCUCUACCACCAACAAAUACAAAUACAAAUACAUCUGAAGGAGCAGCAUCCGGAUUAAUAAUUCCUCUCACUAUAUCUGGAGGCUCAGGCCCUAGGCCAUUAAAUCCUAUAACUCAAGCUCCCCUCCCACCUGGUUGGGAGCAGAGAGUGGACCAGCAUGGGCGAGUUUACUAUGUAGAUCACGUUGAAAAAAGAACAACGUGGGAUAGACCAGAACCUCUACCUCCUGGCUGGGAACGGCGGGUUGACAACAUGGGACGUAUUUAUUAUGUUGACCAUUUCACAAGAACAACAACAUGGCAGAGGCCAACGCUGGAAUCCGUCCGGAACUAUGAACAGUGGCAGCUACAACGUAGUCAACUUCAAGGAGCAAUGCAGCAGUUUAACCAGCGAUUCAUUUAUGGGAAUCAAGAUUUGUUUGCUACAUCACAAAAUAAAGAAUUUGAUCCCCUUGGUCCUUUGCCACCUGGAUGGG
Molecule: messenger RNA, 713 nt
Organism: Galeopterus variegatus (Sunda flying lemur)
Lineage: Eukaryota; Metazoa; Chordata; Mammalia; Dermoptera; Cynocephalidae
Product: E3 ubiquitin-protein ligase Itchy homolog
Exons: 5
Biological process (GO): hippo signaling; positive regulation of transcription by RNA polymerase II
Cellular component (GO): nucleus; cytoplasm
Molecular function (GO): protein binding; transcription coactivator activity
Source: RefSeq, a predicted model, not a curated record